Messenger RNA from Hibiscus syriacus, 876 nucleotides. Its product is annotated as probable protein phosphatase 2C 39. NCBI's taxonomy places the organism in Eukaryota, Viridiplantae, Streptophyta, Magnoliopsida, Malvales, Malvaceae. The record is from RefSeq and is a predicted model, not a curated record. Gene Ontology annotation, molecular function: protein serine/threonine phosphatase activity. Gene Ontology annotation, cellular component: nucleus; cytosol. The transcript has 5 exons. Bases 1 to 801 code for a protein of 266 amino acids. Gene Ontology annotation, biological process: protein dephosphorylation.
AUGUCAGAAUCUGAUUCUGGUAAAGGGAAGAGUAAGAUGUCGAAGCACGUAACGCAUGGUUAUCAUUUAGUCAAGGGGAAAUCAAACCAUCCUAUGGAAGACUACGUUUUCGCGGAGUUUAGGCAAGUCAACAAUAGCGAGCUCGGUUUAUUCGCUAUAUUUGACGGUCAUUUGAGCCAUGUCAUUCCGGAUUACUUGAAGGCGAAUUUGUUUAACAAUAUCUUGAACGAGCCCAACUUCUGGACAGAACCGGAGAAUGCGAUUAGGAAAGCGUAUAAUGUAACCGAUACACAUAUAUUGGAACAAGCCAUUGAUUUGGGCAAAGGGGGUUCAACGGCAGUGACAGCAAUAUUGAUCAACUGUCAGAUGCUGGUAGUAGCAAAUGUUGGCGAUUCCCGGGCUGUGAUAUGUAAGAAUGGUGUGGCUAAACAGCUUUCUGUUGAUCAUGAGCCUGCUUCCGAAAGGGAGAGCAUCGAAAAUAGAGGUGGAUUUGUUUCAAACUUUCCAGGGGACGUCACUCGUGUUGACGGUCAGUUAGCGGUGGCCAGGGCAUUUGGUGACAAGAGUUUAAAGAAACAUCUUACUUCGGAGCCGGAUGUGAUCACUGAAAUGAUCAAUGAUGAUACUGAGCUCAUAAUAUUGGCAAGUGACGGUUUAUGGAAGGUUAUGUCGAACCAAGAAGCUGUUGAUGCUAUCAAAGGUAUGAAGGAUGCUCGGUCUGCUGCAAAGCACCUAACUGAGGAAGCUGUUAAUAGGAACAGCAAGGAUGACAUCUCCGUUAUAGUUGUAAGAUUUCAGUGAUCUGUAAGUGUGUCAACUUCUCUUGUUGAACCUUUUUCGUGUUUGAUAGAAUGUUAUGCUUAUUUUGUGUCGGUA